AUGUCUUUGGAAGAUAAAGAGCAGCAUGCUCUCUCUCCGAGGGAAUUACCUGAAGAAGUCUACAGUCUUCCAUCUGAGCCCCCCCUGGAAAUGCAAAGGAGAUCAAGCACUGACUUCAAGCAGUUGGAGACCAAUGAUGGAUGCAGACAUUAUCGUAGGAUUCAUAUGAAACCUCGGGAGAAACCAGAUAUUAACAUCAAAAAAGUUGUCAUCAGAAAGCUUCAGAAGAGUUGCCAGUGUAGCCUAGGCAAAGUCAGAAAUAUGAUUUUUGAUUUCUUUCCUGUUUUGCGGUGGCUCCCAAAAUAUGAUCUCAAGAAAAACAUUUUAGGUGAUGUGAUGUCUGGCCUGAUUGUGGGCAUACUUUUGGUGCCCCAGUCUAUUGCUUACUCCCUGUUGGCUGGCCAAGAGCCUAUCCAUGGUCUGAAUACAUCAUUUUUUGCCAGCAUCAUUUAUUGCCUGUUUGGUAUCUCACGCCACAUCUCGGUGGGCAUUUUUGGAAUACUGUGCCUUAUGAUUGGUGAGGUAGUUGACUGAGAAGUACAUAAAACCUGCCCUGACAUUGUGGCUACAUCAUCUUCAAUAGCAUUGGUUUCAAAUGGAUCCGAGUUAGUAAACCAUACAUUAGACAGACUUUGUAACAAAAGUUCUAAUGCAAUUAAAAUUGGCAGUACUGUGGCCUUCAUGGCUGGAGUUUGUCAGGUAGCAAUGGGCUUCUUUCAAGUGGGCUUUGUCUCUGUCUACCUCUCAGAUGCCUUGCAGAGUGAGUUUGUCACGGGUGACUUCUUCACCAUUCUGACAUCUCAGGCCAAGUACCUCCUUGGGCUGAGCCUUCCUCGGAGCACUGGUAUAGGCUCAGUCAUCACUACCUGGAUUCACAUCUUCAGAAACAUUCAUAAGACCAAUGUCUGUGAUCUUGUCACCAGCCUUUUGUGUCUUCUGGUCCUUUUGCCAACCAAAGAACUCAACAAACACUUCAAGGACAAGCUCAAGGCACCGAUUCCAACCGAGCUCAUUGUCGUUGUGGCAGCCACAUUGAGCUCAAGAAGGAAACCGUGA
Messenger RNA from Mesocricetus auratus (golden hamster), 1056 nucleotides. Its product is annotated as sulfate transporter-like. Gene Ontology annotation, molecular function: sulfate transmembrane transporter activity; chloride transmembrane transporter activity; bicarbonate transmembrane transporter activity. The transcript has a single exon. Gene Ontology annotation, cellular component: membrane. Lineage: Eukaryota; Metazoa; Chordata; Mammalia; Rodentia; Cricetidae. Gene Ontology annotation, biological process: transmembrane transport. The record is from RefSeq and is a predicted model, not a curated record.